AAAUCCUUAUCGAAUUCAACGUUGUGAACGAAACCUGUUCAAUCAGCAUACUUGGUACGCUCUUAUUACCUUAGAAUAUCUCAAAGGCAACUGAAGCUCUACUUUGAAAUUCAAUGACCAUCUCAGACCUCCACUACAUCGAAGUUGUAGAUCUGUAUAGACGAAUAUUGUCUCGGUGGCUGGAAAAAGCUUGUCCAAAUAAAAUUGCGUCGAGCCUUCAGCGCGCUAGGUACAGCUGUUCGUAUACUGCUCUUCUCUUAUCAGGCGAGAGUAUACAAGAGAUGAUAAGAAAUAUUCAAAAUAAGGUUUUUGAGCUACAGUCUUCAAUCGGAGCUGGAGCUAAUUUCCAAUAUCAGUCCGGCCAAGCUUGAUACUGGUUAAUUCGCAUUCGCUAGUCGAUGAGAGCAGAUCAUCAGUCUUGUCUCGCUCACAGGACUGGUUGUUGGUUUUAGAUUUGUAUUUAGCGCUGGGGCUCGUUUGCAUUUUAGGAGUAUCAUUAUGAGCUGCUUAUCGCGUUUUCGCUUAAUCACAUUCGAUGUUCAUAACACGUUGCUGCAAAUUCGGUCGGCGCCGGGUAAAAAGUAUGGAGAACUUGGAGCUAUGUUCGGUAUUAGUAAUAAUAAGAAUCAGCUGGUAGCUAAUUAUGUACAAAGUUGGCAUAAAAUGAACCGGUUGCAUCCGAACUUUGGACUGAAGACGAAAAUCGGAUAUAAGCAGUGGUGGCAAAUGAUGAUUGGAGGUAUUUUCAAUGAAAAUGGAACACACAACAUCCCGGAAGACAAGAUCGAACAAAUGACGGAACAUUUCAUGGAGUUCUUUAAAACUAGUGGAUUUUGGCAGCACUGUUACGGUUCGGUUGAUUUUCUAAACUAUCUAAAGCUUCAGAGGCACAUAGAAUCGCAAGGCAGUAAAGAACCUCCGUUCAAGCUGGGCGUCAUUUCGAAUUUUGAUCCGCGGCUAGACGUCCUGUUAAGAAACAUGAAACUGAAUCACUAUUUCGACUUUGUACUGAACUCGUACGAUGUUGGAUACAUGAAACCUUCGAAGGAGAUUUUUGCUGCUGCUAUGAAAGCAUCUGAAUUGAAAGACCUCAAACCGCAAGAGUGCUUGCAUAUCGGGGCAACACCUGCUACCGACUACUUUGGAGCUCGGCACGCCGGCUGGUACGGUUUACUGGUGCAUGAAAAAUCCGCAGAUGAAUUGUCUCGAAAAUACGGGCAAACGGUAGAUGACAAUCACGUUUUCUCUAGUUUGUUUGAUAUUCAUAAAAAGAUUUCGAAUGAUUACAUGAAAUGGUAAAUACACGUUUCAAUAAAAAAAAGUCGUUUUAUAUAUUUAUAUUAGUCUGAGGGGGAGUGACACUAGUUUCACAGACAAACAGACGUAACACUCUUCAAAACGGCUUGGCACAUGCAUUUAACGGUCAAUUCAAAUUUCAUUUGAUUUGCGCGAUCGUUCCACCAGAUGCGCUAGUGUUCGAUCACUUUGACGUUUGCCAGUGUAUACGUUGCUGAAUGAUGCAAACGAAAAUUACAGGCAAUUUGUGUAGUAGUGGGCGUGUCAGCAUAACGUCAAAUCGAAAUCCAUCAUGGCCGACAGUGUCGCACGCGGUUCUACCAACAGGUUGCAGUGUGCUCAUGCAAAUGACACCGGGCAAAAGUUUUUGAUGAAUUUCCUCUAAGAGUUACGUGUGUUUGUCUGUGCUAGUUUUUCCAAGCCGAAAAAAUAAAAAAAUCGAAAAACCCGAAAAAUCCGCAAAAGUUUUACCGUCUUUCAUUGGAGAAAAAUGCUUUUUCUUUUUUUCUUGCUCACUCCCCUUAUCAGACACGAGAAAGAGUUGGUAAGAAAGGUGCAAGUGAACCCCUUUUCAACCCGCUUUUUCUCGUGGUUAUCA
Messenger RNA from Aedes albopictus (Asian tiger mosquito), 1894 nucleotides. RefSeq names its product rhythmically expressed gene 2 protein (gene Reg-2). Lineage: Eukaryota; Metazoa; Arthropoda; Insecta; Diptera; Culicidae. The transcript has 3 exons. The record is from RefSeq and is a predicted model, not a curated record. Gene Ontology annotation, cellular component: nucleus. Bases 499 to 1299 code for a protein of 266 amino acids.